AUGAUCUAUCUAUCUAUCUAUCUAUCUAUCUAUCUAUCUAUCUAUCUAUCUAUCUAUCUAUGUCAUAAUUUGUUCAUAUCUAUGUUGAUAUGUUUAUUUAGUUUCUAUCUAUCUAUCUAUCUAUCUAUCUAUCUAUCUAUCUAUCUAUCUAUCUAUCUAUCUAUCUAUCUUCCGAUUCUUAAAUUGCACUUUUUUCUUGCGCGAUCUUUGACCGUUGCCUUUUCUUCUUUCUUUUCAAUUGGUAUUUUCUUUCUUUUUUAUGUUGAAUUUUUUUCUUUUUUUCCUCUUUUUCCACCUUUUUCCAUUUACUUACCUUUUUAUUUCUCUUUCUAUCAUUUUCGUUUUUUUUUAUUUGAUUUUACUUUUACUUCUUUAUUUUUUUCUUUGACUUAUAUCCAAAUUUCAUGUUUUGAUUUAUUCAAUGUAAAUUUAUGUUUAGUUUUAACUUCUUUCUUUCUUUCUUUCUUUCUUUCUUUCUUUCUUUGA
Acanthosepion pharaonis is the source of this 486-nucleotide messenger RNA. The record is from the annotation of a GenBank genome assembly. Lineage: Eukaryota; Metazoa; Mollusca; Cephalopoda; Sepiida; Sepiidae.